Seriola dumerili (greater amberjack) is the source of this 2402-nucleotide messenger RNA. RefSeq names its product cyclin-dependent kinases regulatory subunit 1 (gene cks1b). Bases 116 to 352 code for a protein of 78 amino acids. The record is from RefSeq and is a predicted model, not a curated record. Gene Ontology annotation, cellular component: SCF ubiquitin ligase complex; cyclin-dependent protein kinase holoenzyme complex. Gene Ontology annotation, molecular function: ubiquitin binding; cyclin-dependent protein serine/threonine kinase activator activity; protein kinase binding. NCBI's taxonomy places the organism in Eukaryota, Metazoa, Chordata, Actinopteri, Carangiformes, Carangidae. The transcript has 4 exons. Gene Ontology annotation, biological process: regulation of mitotic cell cycle.
UUCGAGAGGGAAACAAAGAAGGAGAAAACAUCUCGCUGCUGUUGGACGCAAAAACUGGAAUAAUUUACUCUUUUUUAAACCCCGGAAUACUCCCGAAAUUAAUAAGAUUUCCGUCAUGUCUCACAAACAGAUCUACUACUCUGACAAAUAUGACGAUGACAAAUACGAGUACAGGCAUGUAAUGUUACCCAAAGACAUUGCAAAGCGUGUACCUAAGACCCAUCUGAUGUCGGAGACCGAGUGGAGGAACCUGGGUGUCCAACAGAGCCAAGGAUGGGUGCAUUACAUGAUCCACCAGCCAGAGCCACACAUCUUGCUGUUCCGGCGUCCUCUGCCCAACCCAAAAUCCUAAGUGACAGAUGCUCUGGGUCCUUGGAAGAUCAGUCCCACUUAUGUGCCACAGAUCAACGCAUCAAAAUAGAGAUCAUGCUGUCUGAUUCCCAAUGUGUGGUCGAUGACUUGUAAUUUGGGCUGAUCGUGUCGGACCUGGAGAAGGACUAUCACACUUAUGAACAGUGGUUGUGGAUGGAUUAUGUGUUGAAGGAACAAAAUCAUCACCCUUCUCUCGAGGAAAAGACUUGUGCACGUGUUAACAGCAACACACCGUCUGCCAGAAACAUUCAGAUCAGCUAACACCGUCUUUUUGACUUAAUCUUUCUGUCCAACUUGCUGAACCUGCUUGGAUAUUCCAGCUUUUUAGAACAAUUGUAAUAAGAUGUGGGGAGUGAAACUUGUUCAAACAUUUGAGUUAUUCUAACAGAGUGCGCUCUGGGUCGAGCUCAGGUCACAACACAAGCCAGAUAGAAUAGUUGGAUCCUAAAUUAAGUUCAACUCUGAAACAAACUGCGGUUUUAAGUUACAUGUUGCUGCUCAGUUUAAAUGACACUGUAAAUUGGCAUUUAACAAUCUGUCAUGUGCAUGAAAAGCCGCAUCUAUAAUAGUCUCCUAACUAGUCUUGAUCACUUUUUUUCAAUAAGAGCAUAUAUUAGUCUGGGGCCUACUUUAAAAGAAAUCUUGUUGAUGGGUCUGAUUGUAUCAGUGAGCUGCUCAGUAUUUAUGAAUGUGUUGCCCUUUCUGAAAUAAAUGUAAACUUUUUAAAAUCUUAUUAGUGUGGACUUGUGUUUUGACAGUAUUUGGUGUAUACAACUACUGUACGAUUACACAGAGCCACUUUACACAUGAAAGGUGUGUUAAAAAAACAAACAAAAAAAAAACAAAAGGUGGUUGAUGGCUUUAAUGGCAGACAAUACCCUAAGAUGCUCUUAUAGAAUUAACCCAAAUCAUUGAAUCAGAUAUUGGAAAGGCAAUUGCAUUCAUUUUGGUUUGGUAUUAUCUGAUAUUGCUUUGAGGCACUUGUGUGUGGAUUUUUUUUUUUAUUUUUUUUUUUAUUCUGAAUACUUGCACCCACCCACUCUGUCAUGUGCCAGUUUGCGGUCUGUCCCGCUACCAUGUUCUAGCUUCUCUGCUUUAACGUAAGAUUUUACGUUAAAGUUGUUCUGUGAAAUUGUGCCUUUUUGUAAAGUUUGCUUUUCACUUUUUUCUGACGGAAUUAGUUUGUAUAAUUACACGUGUUGGUGUCAAGAUGUUCUCCAUUUCAGAAUUAAAUCAGUAUGAGGAGAGUCACAAUGCAUUUACUCUUUGGAAUAAGUGUGCGGUGGGGGAUCGACCUUGUUUAUUAAUCCUGACAAUAAUGCUAAAAUAAUGGAUUAUUACAGAUGACGUUUGGAGCAACGUGUUGCAGCCGCAUCAAAGUGGAAAAACUACUCAUCUGUUUGCCAAUUUUUUCAUCUUUUUGAACACUAAGUGCUGGAAAAAUCAACAAAAAACUUCACUUUAAAAUCUUUAGUUUUUAUCCCAUCAUUUAGUGCUCGGUAAAAAAGAAAAUUCACCAGACAGCAGCAUGAAAUUCUUCUGAAUACACCCUCACCUCUCGCUGUUUCCUCUCUGUCAACUGUAAAAUGAGGGCAGUAUGGGAUGAUUCCCAUGUCCUUCCCAACAGCCUGUUUUCAAAGGCAACCAGAUCUCGGAACAAAACAAAAUUCUGUUAACUCAUGAACUGCACGUACUGAUGCACCCACACCAGACAAAAUAACCAUUUGAUAAUCGUAAAGAAAUUGACGUGCACCUGCUGUACAAGUUGAAACACAUCACAUAAUUAUAUGACGUGCAAACAUAAUGUGAAGUGUCAUUUUCACUGCAAAUGUAUUUACAAUAUAACAGAUUGAAUUUAAGCACAGUGAAAGAGGCUCACUCACAUCAGGCCUGUUACAACAAUGCUUUAAACUGUUUGACAUUUAACAUUAGCACUGCUUUAUUCCUGCUGUAGGGAACUUUCCCUUUCAACGCCUGUGAUGUUUCUGUAUGCUCCGUUUCUUUUAUUACCAAUCACUAAUGCUGCCGUU